AUGGACAACUCCGAGCCCACCACCCAAAUCCAUUCGCCCGGCGUGCCGAAGAAUAUCCCUUCGAUUCAUCAACAUUCCGACUCAAUGGUGACCGUCCCCUUAUCCGACGUACAAUCUAGUUCCGAGCAUACACAGCCCGAUUGGCGGACGCUUGACAUUCCUCAGACCCCGAUCGAAGCGACGUCGCCGCCAGGAGAGUCCGUAAAUACGGACGACCCUACGAAUACCACACCCACACGAGACUCGGAACAGCCGAUUCUGCAACCCCGUACAUACCGCGCCUCCGUUGUUUCACGAAGUAGCGAAGAAAUCUUCCGCGGUGAGGUCGAGGGUAUGGACUGGAGGGAAUUGGAGAAAUCUGAGGAGCAAGAACCGCGUGGGGAGGGAUCCGAUGAGUCUACCUCGCUUCUCUUAGCUCGGUUGGAGCAGGAGAACAAUGCCCUGGCAACUGAUCCCAAGUCGAGGUUGCAAGCGCAGCAGUUUCGCGGAGUGAGGAAGUCCCGGUCGCAGUCAUUGCGUCAGGUUAAGCAAUUGAUCAAUGAUGACCCCCGGUCACUGCGAUACUCUCAGCUUCCUCCGCCCCCGUUGACUGAGCUCGAGUUCUGGGCGGCCCUGGUCUCCGAUUACCCACAAACGGCGCAGCGACUGCCGACAUUGACCUCGAAUAAAAUCCGCAGUGGUAUCCCGCCUCCUCUGCGGGGGGUCGUAUGGCCUAGCUUGGCUGGAGCACGAGACACGACAUUGUUAGCGGAGUACCAGCGACUUUGCGGCGAGACGAGUCCCUACGAAGGACUGAUCGGGAAAGAUAUCGGCCGCAGCUUCCCUAAUGUGGAGAUGUUCCGCGAUCCUAACGGGGAGGGACAGCAAAUGCUCGCUCGAGUACUCAAGUGCUUCAGUCUGUACGAUACGAAAAUUGGCUACUGCCAGGGCCUGGGGUUCGUAGUUGGUCCCUUGCUGAUGCACAUGACAGACGCCGAAGCCUUCUGCGUCCUUGUACGGCUCAUGGAUCACUAUGACAUGCGCACAUGCUACCUUCCAGAUCUCUCCGGACUCCAUCUUCGUGUGUACCAGUUCCAAAAUCUUCUCGCCCGUCUUCGUCCGGCCUUAUAUGCGCACCUGGAGUCACUGCACGUCGAGCCUAUCUAUGUAUCGCAAUGGUUCCUAUCGUUCUUUGCGGUCGCGUGUCCGAUGCCAAUGCUUCUCCGGAUUUACGAUGUCAUCUUCCUCGAAGGCGCCUGCGAAACUUUGAUGCGGGUGGCGUUGUCGCUCAUGCAGCGCAAUGAGAAAAAGAUCAUGGCAUGCGCAGAGUUUGAAGACGUUAUGCAGCUGUUGUUAUCGAGGAGCUUAUGGGAUACAUAUGCUUGCCAUGCGGACGAUUUCGUGAACGACUUUGUCUCGUUGACUUCGCUGGUCACCAAGGAGAGUCUCCAGACAUUGGAGGCCAGUUACAACCAGUCCCAAGGAGUGCCGACCGGCGUUUCCUUCCCACAGAUGCAAGCAGCGGCGUCCCGCUUUCUGGGCCGUUUCUGGGCGGGGUCUAGCUCUCACACUUCUGCCAAGCCGUUUACCCUCAACCCCAAUCACGCUAGCUCCUCGGCCAGCAUUCGCCGCACCACUUCCAAACAAAGUAUGACUUCGACGCUCAAUUCGAUUGAAUCCACGUCGGAUGCUAGCACUGCUCCGACGGAGCUGUCCACUGAUGCGCCGAAGCCGCGUGUCAAGUCCGUCAUGUCGCAGCACAAGGAUCGCGAUCUCCACACGCAGAUUGAAGACUUGCUCAUGGCACUCAGUGACCUACAGCGACAGCACGCGGACCUCACUCGGGAACUGCAACAAGAGCGCGAGGAGCGCGAAGCCGACCAGGAGCUGUCUAAAUCGAUGCUGAGUUACAUCAAGGGGCUCGACAAUCCCCCGAUCGAUCUGAUCACCAAGGCGGAAGAGCGAUUCGGAGCGACCGAAGCCCCUGCACGAGAAUCGGUCGGCCAAACCAAGCAGCAGCUUCUGGAAGACCUCAACCGAUGGAAGGAGAUGCACUCUGUGGAAUCUGGCCGGUGCCAUGAUUUAACGCGCCGGAUUGACGAACACGAGAAAGAGAAUACCUCUCUGCGAGAGCAGGUGCGCGAAGCGCGGGGUCGUAUUCAGGAUGGCUACCGGGAACGGCAACGGCUCGAACGCAUGGUGCGUGAAUUGCGCACGGCUCGAAACCCCCGAAGUAGUGCCGAGACACCAACAGAUUACGGCUCGCCCGUCAGCGAACCGGGAGAGGGUAUCCCAGGCGGACUGCGGGAGCUGAGACUGGUCCGCACCAACUCGCAGAAGAGCACUUUCACCCGAAGGACGAGUAGUCUCGGUUUGCAGAACGUCCUGUCCACGGAAAACAACAAACCGGCUGCCGAAGAAGCACUGCUACUUGAAUUGGUCAAUGCGAAGACGGCGGAGGCAGUAGCCAAGCAGGAGUUGGAAGAGAUGAAAGUGAAGAUGGAAGGAAUGAGAAAAUUAAUCGCUGCGUCUCAGCGAUCACCGUCGCAGAACGGCGACCGAAAUUCUAUCGUUCGAUCACCUUCGUCCGCGGGAAGUCUCCAUAAGGCGUCUACGGAGCCUGCUACUGGCGGCGGCGGCUUCUUUGGAUGGGGUCGCCGGGGGGCCUCGACCAGCAACGAACAGUAUGUAGAGAAAUAA
Molecule: messenger RNA, 2679 nt
Organism: Aspergillus bombycis
Lineage: Eukaryota; Fungi; Ascomycota; Eurotiomycetes; Eurotiales; Aspergillaceae
Product: putative GTPase activating protein (Evi5)
Exons: 4
Coding region: 1-2679 (892 amino acids)
Source: RefSeq, a predicted model, not a curated record